Jatropha curcas is the source of this 330-nucleotide messenger RNA. The record is from RefSeq and is a predicted model, not a curated record. NCBI's taxonomy places the organism in Eukaryota, Viridiplantae, Streptophyta, Magnoliopsida, Malpighiales, Euphorbiaceae.
AUGGCUAAUCAAGGAGGAUAUUGGGGUAAUAAUCAGGGAGGAAACGGUCAAAAUGGAGGAUGGGGUAAUAACCAAGGACCACAAAUUCUAUGUGGAGAAGGGUGUACAAUCCUGAUAGGGCCCACUCAAGGAGGAAACAAGCAAUGUGGAUCGGGUAAUAAUCAGGGAGGAUGUGGAGAAGGGUGUACAAUCCUGAUAGGGCCCACUCAAGGAGGAAACAAGCAAUGUGGAUCGGGUAAUAAUCAGGGAGGAACUCAAGGUGGAGGUUGGGGUAAUCAGACUCAGGGAAGAAACAAUCAAGGUGGAGGAUAUGGUUAUCCCCAAAGGUAA